Messenger RNA from Oryzias melastigma (Indian medaka), 1533 nucleotides. RefSeq lists its product as uncharacterized. The record is from RefSeq and is a predicted model, not a curated record. The transcript is spliced from 6 exons. Gene Ontology annotation, cellular component: extracellular region. The coding region runs from base 1 to 435 and encodes 144 amino acids. Gene Ontology annotation, biological process: immune response. NCBI's taxonomy places the organism in Eukaryota, Metazoa, Chordata, Actinopteri, Beloniformes, Adrianichthyidae. Gene Ontology annotation, molecular function: cytokine receptor binding.
AUGAACAGCAUCAAGAUACUUGUUUUUUGCCUUUUUGCAGUCUGCUACUGUUCUUUGGCUAAAGCAGAGCCACAUACAAUAAGGAAACUCAAGGAGGUCUUGAUUCAACUAAAUAGUUUAAGAAAAACAAUGAAGGACAACAGGCAGAUGGUGCAUUCUCCAAAGAACUUUGAGAGCUGCUGCAGCCUCAAAGCACUUGACUGUUUUCAAAAUGCUCUCAAAGAGGAUCUGAAUGCUUCAGAGUCUAAACUCUACAAAAGCCUGACGAAAAGCAUUACUAGACAAGGAAUAAAAUUCUGUGAUGAAAAAAAAACUCCAGAAUCGUGCCUAAACUGCACCUCAUAUUCCAAGGAAAAUCUUCCAGAAUUCUUUAUCAGGCUGGAGUCUCUGAUCCAAAAGAGCAUAACCAGACUGAGUUUAAAUAAGAAGAGAUGAGUACAAAGGCAUUGUGGGAGAGAACACACUACACUCAAAGAAGCUAACAGAACAAAUCUUAAUGUUGUCACCUUUUCUAAUAUUUAUUUACUAUUUAUUUAAUAUGUGUUUAACACAGUUGAUCUCUACAAAUGUAUUUCAGGGAAACAGCUUUACUGCCACCCUGUGGACUUAACAGUUCUUUGCUCUUUUACUUUCUAAUGAAAGUUAAUUUAUAGUAUAGUACAUAUAAUGACAUUUAUACCAUGUAUGAUGUGUCUUAUUACUAGACAGUGAGCAGUGACAGCAGCUAUACCAUUUAAACAAUAAAACUUUAGCUUUCUUGUUUAUCUGAAGACAAACUUUUCUAAAGAGUUUAUUACAGAAGUAACAUCAUCUAGGUCUUAUCAAAUGUGAAGCUCUGCUAAACAAUGAGAUUAAAGUCUAAAGUUUAUCAUCUGUGGACCUGCUUAACUGUUACCAAACAUUUUAAAACCCACUUCAAUGAAAAACAUGUUUUUGUAGCAUUUUUCUUAUGAUGGAGGAUACAUAUAAAAGAAUUUAAGAUCAAAACGGAGUAUUUCUGCAUUCAAAUUGUGAUACUGUGAUGAAUCAGGAUUAGAUGAAAACCCUCAUUUGAAAAAGCUCAGGUUUGUGACGCAGAAACUGCCAAGCGUCCCUUCUCUGCUUCAAUUCUGAAGCAUCCAGUUGCAGACAAAUAGAUUCAUGUACAUCUUUCUUUUCUGGAUCUGAGCUGGAAUCGGGAUCAACACUAUAUGGAUGAUAGCUCUGAUAUUACUCUGUUUUUGUUUUUUUUCUAUGCUAACGUAAACUUGGGAAUGUCAAAGGAAUGUUGGGAUAUUAACAGAACCAAUUUCCGCGCCAACAGUCCUGCCUACAACCUAGAGGCAAAUUUCUGAUAAGCUCCUGCUGCUCUAAUAAUCCAGUUUAUUUGUUGUGUACCUUUCAAGGAACUCAAGGUCGCCUUACAGCAAAAAGGGAAGAUCUCUGCAGAAAAUAUGUCAGAAAAAAUUAGUUUUUUAAAAUUAUUAUUACUAAAAACUGCAUAAUCAUAAUUAAAAGACCACUGGGAUUGAUAUUACCAAAAAAAAAAAAAAA